AUGAAAUCUGCUCAUUGGAGGGACAAUACAAAGAGAAGUCGGUACCCACCUUGUUCUUCGGCUGUUCGACAAUCAGUCGGAGAUGGAUUUCAAACAGAGGCUUCAAAAGCCUUUGGUGAUUUUUUCCUUCGAGGUCAUCUGGAAGAGCCGAUGCCCAAUAACGCACGAGACUUCUCUGUCUCUGAAGAAUUUCAACUCGAAUCUGAAGUUUUGAUGAGGAGAAAAGAGGAAAAAGCAGCUUUUCGAAAGUUGGAUCGCAGGAUUUUACCACUCUUGUCGCUUUUUACUUUUUGUCUAUAUCUCGACCCCAAGAACAUGUUAGACCUGCGGACGCUGGAUUCUACGGGGUUACAAACAUCUUUGAAUUUGUCAGAUGAGCAAUACCUUCUGAGCAUGACGGCAAAACAUCUAGGAUGUAUAGCCACUGCUCUUCCAUGGAACCUUGUGCUGGGUAGACUUGGUGGAGGUACCCAACUACCAUUACUUUUGAUGGCCUGGGGAGGCAUUACUUUGUCACAUGCAUUCUUGGAUAGAGGAUUCGGUAGUCUAUUGGCUGCUCGAAUCUUCCUUGGCAUUGUUGAAGGUGGUAUCUUACCGGGCUUGAUACUAUAUUUGGCCACCUUUUAUACUAGCUACAGUUGCGCAUAG
Molecule: messenger RNA, 648 nt
Organism: Melampsora larici-populina 98AG31
Lineage: Eukaryota; Fungi; Basidiomycota; Pucciniomycetes; Pucciniales; Melampsoraceae
Exons: 11
Coding region: 1-648 (215 amino acids)
Cellular component (GO): membrane
Molecular function (GO): transmembrane transporter activity
Source: RefSeq, a predicted model, not a curated record